Messenger RNA from Acanthosepion pharaonis, 2016 nucleotides. The record is from the annotation of a GenBank genome assembly. Lineage: Eukaryota; Metazoa; Mollusca; Cephalopoda; Sepiida; Sepiidae.
AUGCCGACAAAAUUUUUAUUGCUGGUUCUAUCUAUCUAUCUAUCUAUCUAUCUAUCUAUCUAUCUAUCUAUCUAUCUAUCUAUCUAUCUCAUCUCACCCCCCAUUAUCUAUCUAUCUAUCUAUCUAUCUAUCUAUCUAUCUAUCUAUCUAUCUAUCUAUAUCGGUCUGUUCAUUAUCUAUCUAUCUAUCUAUCUAUCUAUCUAUCUAUCUAUCUAUCUAUCUAUCAAUUUCGGUCUCUUCAUUAUCUAUCUAUCUAUCUAUCUAUCUAUCUAUCUAUCUAUCUAUCUAUUUCGGUCUGUUCAUUAUCUAUCUAUCUAUCUAUCUAUCUAUCUAUCUAUCUAUUUCGGUCUGUUCAUUAUCUAUCUAUCUAUCUAUCUAUCUAUCUAUCUAUCUAUCUAUCUAUCUAUCUAUCAAUUUCGGUCUGUUCAGUAUCUAUCUAUCUAUCUAUCUAUCUGGCAUUGUGAGUCAGGACUUUCUGGCCAAACUACUACUUACUUACUAACUAUCUAUCUAUCUAUCUAUCUAUCUAUCUAUCUAUCUAUCUAUCUAUCUAUCUAUCUGGGUACUGGUCAGCUAUACAUCUAUCUAUCUAUCUAUCUAUCUAUCUAUCUAUCUAUCUAUAUCAGUCUGUUACCUUCCUUCUUUCUUUCUUUCUUUCUUUCUAUAUAUCUGAAUCUUUUUCUAUCUAUCUAUCUAUCUAUCUAUCUAUCUAUCUAUCUAUCUUCUACAAAGAAGAAAACAGAGAUAGAUAGAUAUAUCUAUCUCUUCUGUUUCCUUCCUUCCUUCUUUCUUUCUUUCUUUCUUUCUAUAUAUCUGAAUCUAUUUCUAUCUAUCUAUCUAUCUAUCUAUCUAUCUAUCUAUCUAUCUAUCUAUCAGUUUUUUCAUAACUAUCUGUCUAUCCCAUCCUGUUCAUAUCUAUCUAUCUAUCUAUCUAUCUAUCUAUCUAUCUCAGUCUGUUUCCUUCUUUCUUUCUUUAUAUCUGAAUCUUUUUCUAGCUACCUACCUACAUACCUAAUUAUCUAUCUAUCUAUCUAUCUAUCUAUCUAUCUAUCUAUCAGAUUUUACAAGCACAAUAAUAUAUUUGCUGCCCCUAAUCAUUUUCUAUCUAUCUAUCUAUCUAUCUAUCUAUCUAUCUAUCUCGGUCUAUCUAUCUAUCUAUCUAUCUAUCUAUCUAUCUAUCUAUCUAUCUAUCUAUCCUCAAAUCAAUCAAAUUCUGCUCAAAUCUCUCUCAUUCUGCUCAAAUCUAUCUAUCUAUCUAUCUAUCUAUCUAUCUAUCUAUCUAAACCUGUUCCUAUCUAUCUGUCUCAGUCUGUUCCUAUCUAUCUAUCUAUCUAUCUAUCUAUCUAUCUAUCUAUCUAUCCUAUUCUGUUCAGAUCUAUCUAUCUAUCUAUCUAUCUAUCUAUCUAUCUAAACCUGUUCCUAUUUAUCUGCCUCAGUCUGUUCCAAUCUAUCUAUCUAUCUAUCUAUCUAUCUAUCUAUCUAUCUAUCUAUCGCAGUAUCUAUCUAUCUAUCUAUCUAUCUAUCUAUCUAUCUAUCUAUCUAUCUAAACCUGUUCCUAUCUAUCUGUCUCAGUUUGUUCCUAUCUAUCUAUCUAUCUAUCUAUCUAUCUAUCUAUCUAUCUCAGUCUGUUCCUAUCUAUCUAUCUAUCUAUCUAUCUAUCUAUCUAUCUAUCUAAACUUGUUCCUAUCUAUCUUAGUCUGUUCCUAUCUAUCUAUCUAUCUAUCUAUCUAUCUAUCUAUCUAUCUAUCUAUGUCUAUUCUUUUAUAUCUAUCCAUGGUCAUUCUCUCUUUUACUCCCUCUAUCAAUAUACCUAUAUGUCUGGUCUGUUCUUUCUUUCUUUCUUUCUUUCUUUCUUUCUUUCUUUCUAUCUAUCUAUCUAUCUCCAUUACAUUAAUUUUUUCUACGGAGAAUAAAUCGUCGAGUCUUCUUCCCCAUUUUUCUCUCCUACUUCCGCCCCCAUUGCAUGUUCAUAAAUUUGAAUCUUUCCUUCUUUUUCUCUUUCUCACUCUUCCUUAA